Molecule: messenger RNA, 4536 nt
Organism: Penicillium paradoxum
Lineage: Eukaryota; Fungi; Ascomycota; Eurotiomycetes; Eurotiales; Aspergillaceae
Product: Lipase class 3
Exons: 6
Coding region: 1-4536 (1511 amino acids)
Biological process (GO): lipid metabolic process
Molecular function (GO): FMN binding; oxidoreductase activity
Source: RefSeq, a predicted model, not a curated record
AUGUCUGAUAACUACGGCAACUACCAAACGGAAAUCUACGGCAAGGGCGCCUUGAUGGACGUCCUGCCUGGCGUAACCACCGACCCCCGCUUACUAGAGGAGCAAGCUCGAAAGUCCCUAGGCAUUCGGGCAUUCAAUUAUGUCGCCGGUGGAGCAGGCGAGAGGGCCACAAUGGAUAGCAACCGGCUCGCGUUCCGGCAGUGGAAGCUAAUCCCACGCAUGAUGCGAAAUACACCCGAGCAAGACGUAUCGAUCGAGCUCUUCGGCCAGAAAUACGAUAAUCCCUUGAUCGUAGCGCCGGUCGGUGUCCAGGGUAUCUUCCACGAUGACAAGGAGACCGGGCUUGCAGAGGUAUGUGCCGAGGUUGGGGUACCGUAUACGUUGAGCACCGCGAGUACGAGCUCGAUCGAAGAUGUUGCGACCGCCAACGGGGACGGGAAGCGAUGGUAUCAACUGUAUUGGCCGAAGGACAAUGACAUCACGCUGUCGCUACUCAAGCGCGCGAAAGAGAAUGGGUUCUCGGUUCUGGUUGUUACCUUGGACACCUGGUCACUGGCGUGGCGACCGGCUGAUUUGGACAAUGCCUAUGUUCCCUUUAUCAAGGGGGUAGGGAACCAGGUCGGGUUUAGCGAUCCCGUAUUCCGUGCGAAGUACGAGAAGGAGAGUGGCUCGAAGAUUGAGGAGGAUAUCGUUGGUGCAUCGCGUGCGUGGGUCGGUGGCAUCUUUGCUGGAAGUCCUCAUUCGUGGGAGGAUUUGGCUUUCUUGCGAGAGAAUUGGGACGGGCCGAUUGUGUUGAAGGGCAUUCAGCAUGUGGAGGAUGCGAGACUGGCAUUGAAGGCUGGGUGUGACGGAAUUGUGGUAUCAAAUCAUGGUGGUCGCCAAGUGGAUGGUGCCAUUGGCUCUCUGGAUGUUCUCCCGGAGAUCGUUGACGCAGUCGGCGACAAGAUGACGGUGCUUUUCGAUUCUGGGAUUCGGACAGGAUCGGAUGUUAUCAAGGCCCUGUGUUUGGGAGCUAAAGCAGUUAUGGUUGGUCGGCCUGUGAUUUACGGGUUGAGCAUCCAGGGCCGAGACGGAGCCAGACAGGUGCUCAGGGGACUUUUGGCCGAUCUGUGGCAGAAUAUGGGCCUAUCGGGGAUUCGUAGGGUGGAGGAUUACCUCUUCCACAUGUUUGCAAAAUUCAAGAAUGACCGGGCAGAACCCGAAGAAGCUAAUAACGUUGCGAUGAAGCUGGACUAUGCGCAUGCUCACGUACCGGCCUCAGGAUCAACUCUACUCCCACGACCAGUCGCGUCGUUGAUAUCUUUGAUUACCCAGUCGACAUCGCUAUCAUUGCGACUGGGCACAUUCUUCGGCGGGGCUGCCCUGGAUGGUGCGCGAGCCACGACUCUGACCAGCUUGGAACUCAGCCGGGCUUUGGUCGAGGGGAUCUUGACGAGGGCGGGACGAGAUAUCGCUAUUCGCAGUGGAGAUGAACAUGGCAGGACAGAGGCGGAGUCUCUGCUUGAACGAAGUUUGGCGACACUCCACACGACGGUGACCUCGGCAUCUUUUUUUGCUGCAGCGACAUUUCAUUUUUCGUCGACUACGUUGUCUUCAAUCUCGAACCUCUCGCAGGCACUUUUAUCUACUUUGGAUGCCAUUCUUGGGUCUACCGAGUCUUCAAGAGCCAUUGCAGCUAUUAUCACGCUCAUUCGGCGCGAGUUUAGAUCCCUGGAACCCGGUGCAAAUGCUGAGAAUAUUGGUGUUGGAGAUCUGCUCAUUGGCUCUCUAGGAUUUGCGCUAUUGCAGCGUUGGGGUAGAAAGAAUACAGAAAGACAUCUGCACCUGAAUGGCGGAGAUGAGAUUGUUUGGGACGUUGUCAUCCUAGACAAUGGUGCAAGAGCAGACGUCGUCGGAUCCCAUCAACUGCAAUUCACUGAUCGUGGUAAUGAUGAAGUUGUGGAGCCUGGCAGUGCUUCCUUUGUGGUAUCAGGGAAUGGCGAGGAAUCGUUUGAUGCGGUCCGACGGUCAAGUAUCAAUGAUUCAUUGGGACGUCGCUUGUCUAUUCCGUUGGAUGGUCAGCAGCAAGUUUCGGAUGAGGAUAUCCGUGCUUAUAUCAUGAGUCAACUCCCUCAGGGCUGCCAUGCAUCCAUUAGAUCAGAAGCACUGACGGCGCGAACGAUCACGGUCGAUAUCUACGAUGACGAUACGGCAGAGAUUGCCCCGCCGCCUGGAACGAAGAUGAUUGAGGAGAGAUUCCACCAUGAUCAUGAUGACGAUGAUACAAGUAUGGUCGAUGGCCAUCGACGGUUUCCGAAACAUACCAUGGUGUUUAGAACAGCCUUCAACAAAUCUCAGAGCACUCAGCUGCGACCCCAUGACGGUUCUGGAAUCGUCACCCAGCCUGAACCUGAUCAUCCUAAACGCAAAUUACUAGACAGUCCGUUGUUUAAUAGUCCUGUGAAAGCUCAUCAUGAUAGACCGCACUCACACACUGAUACUACACAUGACAACUCUUCCAAGCGCCAUGGAACAACUACUGGCUCGCCAAAUGAGCAUACCAAGUCUGCACUUACUAAAGGCGCAUUCACGAAACUUGCACAGAAGGUAAAGCCUGCGGCUCUGGAAAGAAAUGAAGCGAAACAGCCACCACCACAAAAGCCAUCUAUAAAUUCACCUGGAUCAUCAGGGAUUUCUGUUCCCCGUCUUCCUCUGAGACCUACGAAAGGAACAGCUUCUGUGAAGGAAGCUACCGUGAGAGAGGCCUUCAGCAGACCUGAUUUUAAGAAGAGACAAACCGAGCCAGUGAACUACCGACCAACAACUCCUGUACCAAACCGAGGCUUGCGGAGGUCACCUUUCCCAAACUCACCCCAAGGACCCUCGCCAAAAUCGCAAGUCAAACACGCCCCAUCUCUUGAAUUAUAUGGCUCAAGGAGUCCACGAGGUGGCCAUUUUGCGGUGCGAGAGAAGAGCCAAGAGUCGCUUCUCACCCAAACCGACACAUUCCUCUCACGCCGUGGUGCUAGCACACGCCCUGGAUCUCCUACGGCGGUCCGGACCCGUGUUCGAAGCAGCAGCUCCAUGUCUGUAACAAGAUCGGAAACAGAUGGCGCAAUGUCUGCAAAUGAUAUUGAUAACCGCCCCGGCUCGUCAGGCCUGCAUUGCAGAUCUCAGUCAUAUACCCCCAGCAUGUAUUCGCUGGCAACUGCAGGCUCAGAGACAUCGCUACUACUUGCACACCGGCCUCGUAAAAGCGCAUAUGAAGACAUGGAAACCAUUCAAGCGCUCAAUCGCGAUGGUUUUGUGCCGGGUAUCUUUCCCGAAAGACACUUUGUGCAAAAUAUCCGUCGAUUCUGUCGAUUUUCCUCUGCUUCAUAUGGUUCGAAUGCGCUCAAAUUCAUGGGUGUACCCAGAGACUCAAAGAGUCUACCAAGUACGAAGUCAGAUGGACAUGAGCACAGUGCCUUCUCAGAGAACGCCGGUCUCCCACCCUCGACAAUCCUUCUCUCCUCCUUUGUUGACCCGGCUGGUGGCUCAAACUCAGCCGGCGAGACAGCGACAGGCUUCCCCCUAGUCCACUAUCUUUCCAUCGACCAUGACUCCAAAGCCGUAGUCCUAACUCUACGAGGAACCUGGGGCUUCGAAGACAUCCUCACCGACAUGACCUGCGAUUACGAUGAGCUCGAAUGGCAAGGCAAAAACUGGAAAGUGCACAAAGGCAUGCACGCCUCCGCCAAACGACUCCUAGAAGGCGGCGGCGGCCGAGUCAUGAUCACCCUCCGCGCCACCUUAGAAGAGUUCCCAGACUACGGGAUAGUCCUAUGCGGACACUCCCUCGGCGGAGGCGUCGCCGCUCUCCUAGCAACAAUGAUCUCAGAACCCAGCCCAUCACCAACAGGCACAUCAUUCGUAACAGCCUCAUACCAACCCGCCACCCGUCCCCGUCUGUUGACCACAAAGCCCAGCUCCAGCACCCCAACCUCAAUCCCACAAACCUACACAAUCCCCGCAAAUCGCCCAAUCCACGUCUACGCCUACGGGCCCCCAGCCGUGAUGUCCCCCUUCCUCCGCCUCGCAACCAGAGGCCUGAUCACAACCAUCGUCAACGGCUCCGACAUCGUCCCCAGUCUAUCCCUAGGCAUCCUCCACGACAUGCACACAGCUUCCCUAUCAUUCAAAGAAGACGCCACAGGCGCCAAAACACACAUCCGCCAACGCCUCCGCGACUCGCUCCGCCAAAGCAUCAUCCACAAAUUCUACGUCAACCAGCCCCCGCUAGUCGUCAACGCGGGCGACGGCGUCGGCGAAGACGCCUGGGCCUGGAAGACGCUGCUAUUGCUCCGGGAGGAGAUGCGCGCGCCGAAGCUCAUGCCGCCCGGCGAGGUGUUUGUCGUUGAGACGAUGCGGGUGCUGCAGCGGGAUGCGUUCACGGCGCCGGAUUUGGGCGCUGAUGGGUAUCCGCGUCUUGGGAGGCCAGCGACUCGUGUGCAGAUUCGGUUUAUUCGGGAUGUUGAUGGUUGGUUUGGGGAGUUGCGGUUUGCGGGGGGAUGUUGA